Messenger RNA from Caenorhabditis remanei, 420 nucleotides. RefSeq lists its product as uncharacterized. NCBI's taxonomy places the organism in Eukaryota, Metazoa, Nematoda, Chromadorea, Rhabditida, Rhabditidae. The record is from RefSeq and is a predicted model, not a curated record. The coding region runs from base 1 to 420 and encodes 139 amino acids. The transcript is spliced from 2 exons.
AUGAUAGUCCGGGUCUGUACAACCCCAACCAUCAAGUAUUAUUACACAUUUCAAAAGGAGACGUUAACUCAGCCACUUUAUACAGGCUCAAAACUUUCAUUUGUGAUUCCAAACGCCGUGGUGAUUGGUCGUAUGCCUUCUACUCUUGACAUUUUUCCAAAACAAAUGGAGAAACGAUUGUGUGAGCUCGCUUACCAUGCUCAACUGUUUCGUGAAUGGGCUUUGAAGACUCAACGUGAUGAAGGAAUCAAACUUAUAACUCAGUACAAAGUACAAAUACUAACCCGUUUUAAUACACAACAGGUGAAGAAAGAUGUCAGAUGGCAAAUUUUCGCAGCGAAGACUCGUUAUGUCAGAUUCCGUAAGUCACAAGCCAACAAUGAGCAAGAAGUCUACAUUCUUGUCAGAUGUCUGGAAUAG